AUGACGCGCCCACCGAGCUUACGAGCGUCGCUUUUGACAUUCCCGGUACUCUACAUCGUGCUCGCUCUCGGAACUCUAGUCAAUGGCGCCGCGUCGGAGCCCACGCGCCCCGCACCAGGCGGGCAGGCCUUCCACUCCAUUCUGUCCGGACUGCGGUCGCUCCUGGUGGAGAACGUCUGUCCGGACGUCGACACGCGCGCACCGUUGAGAAUCGGCUUCCACUGCUUCUGGGACGGCUUCGUCGACGACCAGGGCAGGGGCCGGAACCAGAGUGGCGAUUUGUCGCGGGAUGCAAACUUUCUCGAGGACAUGUGGGCGACGUUCUGCCCGUCGUGCCGCCCGGAGUUCCCCGGACGGCCCGCGGGCGCGCCCGACGGUCCGCGGCCCGACGAGGACGUGUCGGUGUUCUCCGUGUUUUGUCCCCCGGAGGAGUUUGCUGCCAAGGUGCAGCGCGCCCGAGGAGUUCGCAUUCUGUUCAGCGGCGAGGACGUGUGGGCGCGCCCGCACUACCGGUGGUACGGCCAGGAGUCCACGCUGCGACACAUUGACGCUGCGAUGACGUUCUACGGCGCGUCGUCGGACGGACUAGGCUCGCGCCCGCUGCAUCAGAAGCGCAGAGAGUGCACCGAUCAGGCCUGCCACGCGCCCGAGAAAGUCAGAUUUCCGCUGUGGCUGUGGGAGGGCCUCUACUGGCCGUUCAACGGCUCCGACGACGCGUUGCGCCCGCAGUCCUCGCACCCUGCGCUGCGCCACCUGCAGCGGUGGGCGUGGUACGCGCGCGCGAUGCGGUUCGUCGACGCGUUCUCAACGCGCGGCCCGGGGAGCUUCGACUGCCGCGCGCGCCGGGCGGCGUUCGUCUCUAGCAGCGCGUACUCAGUCGAGAGAUGGAGUCUGAAAAACCACCUCGACCGAGUGGUUCCCGUGGACUGCGCGUCCGUGCUGGCGCGCAACCACCCGUCGCCGGAGCACACGCUCGCUGCGCAGCCACCGCCGACCGCGCGCGACCCGCAGUGCGCCGCGUUCGACGCGAUGCGCAUGGGGGGGGGUUCGGACGGGCUCGGGGGGGAGUUCUCGCCGACGGCGAUCGGCGGCUGCGCGGAGGAGGUCCGGGGGCUGAGCGUCACGGCGACGCGCGCGGGGCGGUCCCCGGCGUGCAAGCUGCCGUACUUGCAAGGCUACCUGUUUGCGGUGGCUCCGGAGACGUGGGAGCGCGCAGGGUACGUGACGGAGAAGGCGUUCCACGCAGUGCUGUCCGGGGCGGUGCCGAUUUACGGCGGCGCGCGCGGUGCGCCGGAGCCGGGGGUGCUGAACGCUGACAGGAUGAUACUGAUGGAGGACUUUUCACGUCAGUCCCUCGAGGCGGUGCAGCGGCGCGUGCGGGAGCUGCUGGCGACGGAGGGGGCGCGCGAGGUGUUCGAGAGGCCGCUGUUCGCGCGCGGGGCGGCGCGGGAGGUGACGGAGAGAUACCGCGAAGUGACGCACGUCAUCUGCGGGGCCCUACGGGCCAAGGCGGACGCAUCGUGA
This is a messenger RNA of Pedinophyceae sp. YPF-701, 1524 nucleotides long. The record is from the annotation of a GenBank genome assembly. NCBI's taxonomy places the organism in Eukaryota, Viridiplantae, Chlorophyta, Pedinophyceae.